AUGUCUUUUGUAGCUAAUACCAAUCCAAUUAGUGAUUUUGUUAAACACGAAUCAUAUACUAUACCGCAGCCGGUGAAUUCACUACCGAUCAAAAGACUGUUUGAUUAUAGGUUUGGUAAAUUAAAAGAAUCAACCAAACUACCUCGAGAAUUUCAAUUGAAUAAUACUUUAUUGGAUGAGGAAAUCAUCUUGAAGAUAAAAAUGGUUGGGGUCAAUUAUGGGAAAGACUUUGAGUUACUUAAACAUGAUAAGUUCAAUCCCAAAAUUAAUAUAGUCCCAGGUAAUAAAAUCAUUGGGAAAAUAUUAAAUGUAAUGAAAAAUUCUAAAUCAAGUGAUUUCCUUAAUAAUAGUCAUAAAUAUAUGGUUUUUCCUUAUUCAAAUUGUUUAAUCCAAGAUACAAAUAACUUAUGUUUGAAUUGUCAACAUCUUUUCCAUAAUCAGAUCAAUCUCACCAGUGCUAAUUACCAACAAUAUUCCAAAUUCAAAUGUAUGAGACGAUGGGAAUACGGUUAUACUAUCGAUGGUGGUUUACAGGAUUUUCUCAAGAUCAAAAAGCCUGUUGAUACUUUAAUUAAAAUACCCGAUAGUAUAAGCUUACAUGAUUGUGUCUUUUCAAUGGAAAUUUUAUUACCGUUCUACUCUUUUCUUAAGAGCAAUUUUUACAACUUUCAAACUAAUCAAUUGUCGGUCGAUGGCCGAGUUUUAAUUAUCCUAAAUGAUAUUUCUAAAGAAAUUAAUGAUAUUUUAAUUGUAUUGAAAUAUUUCAAUAUUGACCAGAAAAAUUUCUCCUUCAUUGAUGCUGGUAAAAUUCAUGAAUUAAUGAAUUCAGAUUUCGAAGACGAAAAAGUAUCUUAUAAAUCAAUUUUUAAUCAUAUCUUCAUCUUCAGUUUAAGUGACUUGAACAUUUCUUUUGGUCUUUAUUCAAUCAUUUCAACUGGGUUAGAAUCAACAAAAUCUCGUUAUAAUCUUGUCUUAUUUGAUCAAUAUAAUCCAAAUUGUUUGAUUAAACAUAAAUCUUUAAACAAAUAUCAUCCAGAUAAAUUCAUUCACCAUUAUGAACUUUCUUAUAAAGACCGAAUCAAUUUGAUUGAAGUAUUAUCAAUAAUAUCCGACCUUAAUACGUCUUCAAAAUCUUCACCCCUUGAUUCUUUAGAGAGUACAAGACCUUCGGUGACAAGUAUUGAAACUUCAGCUUCGACUUUUUCAAUCCAUUCAGACUCAACUUCAAAUACCGUUCUAUCGAGAAAUGGCUCUCAAAACCAUCAUCAACAAAAUUCAAAGAAAAAACAAAUCAGAUUCAGAGAAGAUGAAUCAAUCAUCGAUGCUGAACCUCCACUUCAAAAGGAGAAACAAAAGCACCAAAAUAAGCACAAACAUCAAAAUCACUUUUCAUGGCUCUACUACGAUAAAGACUUUGAUCUUUGUAACGAUUAUGAAUAUUCAGACGAUGAAAGUGAAGAUGCUUUUGAUGACUUAUAUCAAGAAAGUUUUGGAUUUAGAAAUGAAAAAUCAAACUUUAUCAAAAUGCAUACCGUUAGACAAAUUAAUAUGCACCUAAAUUCUAAUCAAUCCUUAUCAAGAGUUUGUUAUACCAAUAAAUCAAAUAAACCAGUGAAAAUUAAUGCCUUUAUCUUUACUUGA
Messenger RNA from Hyphopichia burtonii NRRL Y-1933, 1641 nucleotides. RefSeq lists its product as uncharacterized. The coding region runs from base 1 to 1641 and encodes 546 amino acids. The record is from RefSeq and is a predicted model, not a curated record. The transcript has a single exon. NCBI's taxonomy places the organism in Eukaryota, Fungi, Ascomycota, Pichiomycetes, Serinales, Debaryomycetaceae.